This is a messenger RNA of Phaeodactylum tricornutum CCAP 1055/1, 2181 nucleotides long. RefSeq lists its product with no specific name. The transcript has 2 exons. Lineage: Eukaryota; Bacillariophyta; Bacillariophyceae; Surirellales; Neidiaceae. Bases 1 to 2181 code for a protein of 726 amino acids. Gene Ontology annotation, molecular function: metalloendopeptidase activity. Gene Ontology annotation, biological process: peptide metabolic process; proteolysis. The record is from RefSeq and is a predicted model, not a curated record.
AUGUCGACCGCAUCCGUCGACGUGGCGAACCCGCUCCUCCAGCAGGAGGAUUUGCCCAAAUUCGCCUCCAUUCAGCCCACCGAUCUGACACCUGCCGUGGAAGAUCUCUUGUCCAAGAUGAAUCAGGAUUUUGAUUCCUUCGAGACAAAACUGACGCAAGCAUCCGGUAGUAUGGAAUUUGAAGACGUCUUGCCGGAACUGGAACGCAUGCAGUUCGGCCUCGGCUACGCCUGGGGCGUCGCCGGACACCUGAACGGUGUCAAGAAUGGAGACGAACUCCGGCAAGCGUACGAGGCCAAUCAGCCCAAAAUCGUGGAAGCCAUGAGUAAAUUCCGUCAGAGCAAACCGGUGUACGACGCGCUCUCGGCCAUUGACGAAAAGAUCAAAAGUACGGAUGACGCUUCCUUUGCACUGUCCCAGAGACGUCGGGCUGUCGAGAGUUCGCUACGAUCCAUGACACUGGGUGGUGUCGGGUUGGAGGGUGACGACAAGAAACGUUUCAACGAAAUCAAAAUGAAACUGGCGUCGCUGAGUACAACCUUUUCCAACAACGUCUUGGACGAAACCAAGGCGUUCAGCGUCACGAUCGAAGACGGCAGUAAGCUGGAAGGCGUGCCCGAUUCCGCCAAGGCCAUGUGGGCCCAAGCGCACAUCAAUUCACUGAAAUCCAAAGAUGGCAAGGAAGAUGAGGAGGUCCCGGAAAUGGACGCCAACAAAGGACCUUGGCGCAUUACUCUCGACAUGCCGUCCUACAUUGCCGUCAUGAGUCACCUUCCGGACAGGGCGUUACGCGAACAGGUCUACAAGGCUAGCAUUCAGCGGGCGUCGGAGCAGAGUAACGACAAGAAUAAUGUACCACUCUUGUACGAGAUUCUCAAACUGAAGCAAGAAACUGCCAAGCUUCUGGGCUUUGACAACUACGCCCAACUCAGUUUGUCUUCCAAAAUGGCACCGUCGGUGGAAGCUGUCCGUGAGUUAUCCGAUCUGAUUGCGGAAAAAGCCUUGCCAGCGGCCGAAAAGGAGCUUGCUGAAAUCACGGCGUUGGCGCGGGAAAAGGGUGGCGAGGAAUACAGCACGGAGAACCUCGACAAGUUGAUGCCGUGGGAUUCCACCUUUUGGAGCGAACGGUUGAAAGAAUCGAAGUUCAAUUUGACCGAAGAAGAAACUCGUCCGUUCUUUGCCUUGCCCUCUGUUCUGGAUGGUAUGUUUCAGCUGGUUGAGCGUAUUUUCAACAUUGAAGUCAAGAAAGCGGACGGCGACGCCGAAGUUUGGAACAAGGACGUUUCUUUUUUCAAGGUGUACGACGCCGAUUCCGGCAAGCACAUUGCCAGUUUCUUUUUGGACCCAUACUCGCGUCCUGAAGACAAACGCGGCGGUGCCUGGAUGGAUGUGUGUGUCGGUAAGUCGGAAGCCGUACAACGCGACGUGCCUGUAGCCUACCUGACCUGCAACGGGUCUCCACCGGUCGGUAGCACGCCGUCUCUCAUGACAUUUCGUGAGGUCGAAACCUUGUUUCACGAAUUCGGACACGGUCUGCAGCACAUGUUAACCACUGCCUCAGUGGGAGAUGUGGCUGGCAUCAACGGCGUCGAAUGGGACGCCGUCGAAUUGCCUUCACAGUUCAUGGAAAACUGGUGUUACGAUAGACCCACUAUUUACGGCUUUGCCAAGCACUGGAAGACGAAUGAGCCGAUGCCCGAGGAAAUGUUCAAUAAGCUUUGUGAACAAAAGACGUUCAAUGCUGGUAUGAUGUCCUGUCGUCAGUUGCUGUUUGGUCAAUUGGACAUGGAGUUGCACUCCAACUUCGACCCGGAGGCUGGCGAAAGUGGAAAAGGCGAAUCCGUCUUUGACGUCCACCGCCGUAUGGCGGCCAAGUACACACCGUACAGUGAACCGUUACCCGAGGAUCGUUUCUUGUGCACCUUUCAGCAUAUCUUUGCCGGUGGUUACAGCGCGGGAUACUAUAGCUACAAGUGGGCCGAAGUCAUGUCGGCCGACGCCUUCUCGGCGUUCGAAGAAGUUGGCCUUGACAACGAAGAAGAAGUUAAGAAAGUGGGACGAAAGUUCCGGGAUACAGUCUUGAGUUUGGGAGGAGGUGUCGAUCCCAUGCAAGUGUUCAAACAAUUCCGCGGUCGUGAACCAACACCAGAUGCUCUCCUACGCCACAAUGGGUUGGUUUAA